CUCCGCCCCUCCGCCCCUCCGCCCCUCGGCGCCCCGCCGGCCGCCGCUCGCGCCGGGGCCAUGGGGCUGCCGACCCUGGAGUUCAGCGACUCCUACCUGGACAGCCCGGACUUCAGGGAGCGCCUGCAGUGUCACGAGAUCGAGCUGGAGCGGACCAACAAGUUCAUCAAAGAGCUCAUUAAGGACGGCUCCCUGCUCAUCGGGGCGCUGAGGAAUCUGUCUAUGGCCGUACAGAAAUUUUCCCAGUCACUGCAAGAUUUCCAAUUUGAAUGUAUUGGUGAUGCUGAAACAGAUGAUGAAAUUAGUAUUGCUCAGUCACUAAAAGAAUUUGCAAGAUUACUCAUUGCAGUAGAAGAAGAAAGGAGGAGACUGAUUCAAAACGCAAAUGAUGUAUUAAUUGCUCCACUUGAGAAAUUUCGCAAAGAACAGAUAGGUGCAGCAAAAGAUGGAAAGAAGAAGUUUGACAAGGAGAGUGAAAAGUACUAUUCUAUUCUUGAUAAACAUUUAAAUUUGUCUGCAAAGAAAAAGGAAUCUCAUUUGCAAGAGGCAGAUAUACAGGUUGACCGAGAACAUCAAAAUUUUUAUGAAGCAUCACUAGAAUAUGUCUUUAAAAUUCAAGAGGUUCAAGAAAAAAAGAAGUUUGAAUUUGUUGAACCGCUUUUGUCAUUCCUUCAGGGUUUAUUUACUUUUUACCAUGAGGGAUAUGAACUCGCCCAGGAAUUUGCACCAUAUAAGCAACAGCUUCAGUUCAACUUGCAGAAUACAAGGAAUAAUUUUGAAAGUACUCGACAAGAGGUAGAGCGGUUGAUGCAAAGAAUGAAAUCUGCCAACCAGGAUUACAGACCACCCAGCCAGUGGACAAUGGAAGGCUACCUUUAUGUCCAGGAGAAACGACCACUUGGUUUUACAUGGAUUAAACAUUAUUGUACAUACGAUAAGGGAAGUAAAACAUUUACAAUGAGUGUUUCAGAAAUGAAAUCCAGUGGGAAAAUGAAUGGCCUCGUUACUGGUUCACCAGAAAUGUUUAAAUUGAAAUCUUGUAUCCGACGAAAGACAGAUUCAAUUGACAAACGAUUCUGCUUUGACAUAGAAGUAGUUGAAAGGCAUGGAAUCAUCACAUUGCAGGCAUUCUCAGAAGCUAAUCGGAAACUCUGGCUUGAAGCCAUGGAUGGGAAAGAACCGAUUUACACCCUGCCUGCCAUUAUUAGCAAGAAAGAAGAAAUGUACUUAAAUGAAGCAGGGUUCAACUUUGUAAGAAAAUGCAUUCAAGCUGUGGAAACAAGAGGCAUCACUGUUUUAGGACUCUACCGGAUAGGAGGAGUAAACUCCAAAGUUCAGAAACUCAUGAACACAACAUUUUCUCCAAAAUCCCCUCCUGAUAUUGACAUUGAUAUUGAAUUGUGGGAUAAUAAGACGAUAACAAGUGGGCUGAAAAACUACCUCAGGUGCCUUGCAGAACCACUGAUGACUUACAAAUUACACAAAGAUUUUAUUGUUGCAGUGAAAUCCGAUGACCAAAACUACCGGGUGGAAGCUGUACAUGCAUUGGUGCACAAAUUGCCAGAAAAAAACAGAGAGAUGCUGGACAUCUUAAUAAAGCACCUCGUAAAAGUAUCUCUACACAGCCAACAAAAUCUCAUGACUGUCUCAAACCUUGGUGUCAUAUUUGGCCCAACUCUAAUGAGAGCUCAAGAAGAAACUGUGGCUGCCAUGAUGAAUAUUAAAUUUCAGAAUAUUGUAGUUGAAAUUCUGAUUGAGCACUAUGAAAAGAUUUUUCAUACUGCCCCAGACCCAAGUAUUCCUCUUCCUCAGCCUCAGUCUCGAUCUGGAUCCCGAAGGACUCGCGCAAUCUGCCUCUCCACAGGUUCCCGGAAGCCCAGAGGCAGGUAUACACCGUGCUUGGCAGAGCCUGAUAGUGACUCUUACAGCAGCAGCCCAGACAGCACACCCAUGGGGAGCAUUGAGUCUCUGUCCUCUCACUCCUCUGAACAAAACAGCACAACCAAGUCUGCCUCCUGCCAGCCCAGGGAGAAAUCUGGAGGGAUUCCUUGGAUCGUAUCCCCAUCACCUUCCAAUGGACAGAAAAGUCUCGGAAUUUGGGCAACUAGUCCUGAAUCAAGUUCUAAAGAAGAUGCGACCAAAACGGAUGCAGAAUCAGAUUGCCAGAGUGUUGCCUCCAUCACCAGCCCAGGGGAUGUUUACCCACCCAUAGACCUGGUCAUGAAAGGGCCUUAUGGGCUCUCAGGACUGAAAAGAGCCUCAGCAUCCUCUCUUAGGUCCAUCUCUGCGGCUGAAGGAAAUAAGAGCUACGGUGGAUCCAUUCAAAGCUUAACUUCUGUAGGUUUCAAAGAGAUGCCCAAAGCGCCAUCAAACCCAGACUUGCCUCCAAAAAUGUGCAGGAGGUUAAGGCUAGACACUGCCUCAAGCAAUGGCUACCAGCGACCUGGCUCUGUUGUGGCAGCAAAAGCCCAACUGUUUGAAAAUGCUGGUUCACUUAAGCUGAUUUCUUCUGGGCGCCAAGCCAAAGCCAUGUACUCAUGUAAAGCAGAGCACAGCCAUGAGCUUUCCUUCCCACAAGGGGCGAUAUUUUCUAAUGUGUACCCAUCAGUGGAACCAGGAUGGUUGAAAGCAACUUAUGAAGGCAAAACAGGACUAGUUCCAGAAAAUUAUGUUGUCUUCCUCUAAUACUGUUUAGUGGAUGGCAGUAUCUUCAUGGUAUCCAUGGUAACAAUAAUAAGUGCUAUGAUUUUAUCUGACACAGAUAUGGGAAUCAGCCCGCUAAAUGAAAACUAAAUUUCUAUCAGGUUUCUACACCAGCAGACUAUGUAGCUCCCUAUACAUGGAAAAGAAAAAAAAAUGCUUAAAUUGCUUGCCAGCCAUUCUUUUUAUUUUUUACUUCUUGACUGGUUUCUUAUUUUAAAAUCUUUCCUCCCCUGUUUUUUCUGAUAAGUAAAUCUGUACAUUGUCUCUUCUAUAAUAAUCAUAGAAUCUCAAACACUAUAUGAAGUACUAUAUCCCAGAAAUUGGGAAACUAGAAAUUUGCUAUAAGGAUUUUUAGAUCUGUCCUUUACUGUCUGGCAUUUUCUGAGGAACCUUGAAAUCAUGACUUAAAAAUGUGAUUUAAUUUGUUCAUUUAUUAUUUUUUCUUAAGAAUUUACGUCUUUUAUAUAAGAUUGUUUGGUCCUAAACAUUUCAAACAAUAAGUUUUUUUCACACAACUUUAUUUUUAUUUGUUUACCAAGUAGAUGAUGAUAUUCAGAAGGAAUAAUGUAUAUGAUGUCUAUAAAUGAAGCCAAAUUGAGUCAUACACUGAUUUCAAUAUAAACACUCCAUUCAGUAUUCCAGAUGCCUUCUCUGGGCAUAGCAGGAAUCAGCAGAUUAUUUCUGUCAAAGCCUGACAAUGAAUAUGUGGGUAUUUUGCGUUCCCCUAAAGAUCUUCACCACGAUACCCAACACUACCUUUACAGCAGAAAGUACCCAUAGACCAUGAAUAAGCAAAUUAACAUGGCUUAGUGCCAAUACAACUUAUUUAUGGAUCCUAUAAUUUGAAAAUCAAAAGUCUAUGUGUCCCAGCAUGUCAUCCUUCUGUAAAUUAUUAAAAUCAAUUUUAAAAUAAAAAUAUUUUAGCGGAUGGGCAAACCUGGCAAGCAAGAUUUAAUUCCUGGGUCUUGGUUUGCUGACGCCUGGUUUAGGGAAUGUGUAAAACUAUCUUUAUUAUUUUGGGAUUUUAUGAAAUUUUACUACAUUAACAUAUAAAUACUGAUAAGUCAUAUGCACAUAUCAUCUGCUAGUGGGAUUAUAGUGGCAUCACAAAAUACAACUACAAUAAUAGGAAAACAGUGUAAAAAAUGCAGUUUUAAGGCAUGCAGCCUGAAUUCUACUUGUAACACUGUAAAGUGUUAACAUAUUUUAUUGAUACCUAAUUUUGGCUUUUGAGAAAUUCUUGUACAAAUGAUAAAGUUGUUUUUUAAAGACACAAGUGGAGAAGCCAUGCCUUUUAACUUCUAUGCUUGUGAUAGAAACCAAACAUAAAGAAGAUACAGGAUUCUUAAAUUUUAAACCACAGAUUUUAAAAUUGUUUAACCAUCUUUAGCAGGAAUAAAAUCUGUACAUGAUUUUCUUUUAUACCUUUCAAUUUACAGCCUUUAUUAAGAAUUUCACUGAACUUAUAGAGCAUAGAAAUAAGUAUUCACUAUCCAUUUAAAUAUAUCAUCAACAUCUGGUCAUGCAUCAACCAUUAUUUAUAUUCCAAUUAUUCUAAUAUAGUAUUUCGAUAAAUACCUGCAUGUGGCAAAGAGUCUUUCUUCUCAAGAUUCCAAAAAGCUGGUUACUCUGCCACCAUACUGGUCCACUAGGCCAUGAUAUUUUACUUGUUACUUCAGAGUUCUUCACUGUACGGAUACUCAGGUACUGACUUGCACAAACCUCUUGUUAUGUGAUAAUAUAAUCUGUAGUUUCAAUCUCUUCCACUUUAAAUGAAUGUUUCUAGAGUUCACAGGUUAAAUUAUAUGUGCAUGCAUAUACACACAACUGUGCCUUGCCUUUUAGAUUUGCUUUUAAAAUUAAAAAUGGAAUACUGGAUUAGAACUUAAAAAGAAUAACAGUAGAUAGAGUCAAACCAGAAAUAAAUACCAGUGCAUUGAAAUAAAGGAAUGAAAAAUAUUUAACGUUGUAAAAAUUAGUAAUAAAAUGAAAAAAAUCUGAGAAAUUUUAUUUUUUUACCUUCUGAUAUUGAACUUUGUAUACUUUAUAAUCAGGUGUUGCUAGAGCUUUUUGGUCUCUAGAUCUUUGGUAGCCCUUACUAGUAAUAAUAGCAUUGCUGACACCCUGACUACCCUCUGCUGGAACAGAAGGUCAUUUUUCCAGUGUACCAGUCCCUUAGUUUAUAUGACACCAUCUUUUAAACACCCUUGCCAUCAUCUGGCAUUCUACUAGAUUAGAACCUCUUAAUGGCAAAUUGAUUUUCUUCCAAAGACCAACUUGACUCCAAAGAAAGAUUCAGAAUUCUACUUCAGGAGCUGCAUAGAGAAAUUUCAACCUUCAUUUUAUUUUCACACAGCCCAGAGUGUUCCUUCCUCUAAGUUAUCUGAGAGCUAAUUCCAUUGUGAUCAGUGAGGAGUUAAAGGUUUUACUGUAUAAGACGUGGAUGUGAAGCCCUCAUUUCUCAUAGUGAGGCACUUAUUGUGGUAUUACUUAGUAUGGUCCUUUUUCUGAAACAAAAGUAUAAGUGCUUGUUUGAAUUGUACUUCCUUUUGCAAUUUUAACAUUUAUGGGAAUGGUCCUUUUUCUUCAUAUUGAUUACAUGUGUAAGCAAGUUAUGGCCAUAAACUGCAGACAGACUAAAGCUGCUUUUCCUUAGAAAUAAGUUUCCUACAGAUAAGGUAGUUAUGAGCAUUGAGAAAAUCAAGACGUGCUCUAAAUUACAUGGUACAUAAAUUACACUAGAUAAUGGCAGUCAUUGAAACAAGAUCACAUUAAAAAUUGUAACCACAUUUCAAUAAUGAAACCUUAGCUUUUCAGGGGCAAUAUGAAGAUAUGUUACAUCCACACCUUCAGAAUGCACAGUGUGGACACUCUAAAUACUACUUAUGGUAUACUCAGUAUGAGGGAGAGAUUGAUAAAUCUAAGCUAGUCAUCCUGUGUACUAUGUGAAAAUAUCCCUAAGUACAGUACACUUACAUAUUUAAAAGGUGCCUCUUUUGUUAUGCCAUAACUCUACCAAGUUUAUAGAAACUAGUCAGUUAACUGAAGGUUUUUCUUGUGCUAUGUGUAAAUGUCUGAAAAGUAAAACAAUCUUUGUAUUCCUGUGAAGACCAUGAAGUAUGAGGAAGUGCCAUUUCUUCUUAUUUGAUUUGAGUGGUUUGGGUAGUUGUAUUGGCUCUCUGUGCUUUGUAAUGUGAAUGAGUGCAACCAAAUUUCUCAACAAUGGCUUCUUAGCUAGCUCUUUCAGGGGUGGUGGAGAAAAAGAUAUAUACUUUAUAAUCUCAAACUAUCCAAGUUCCCAAGUAGGAAAAAUAAAGAUAGAUAAUGGCUUAUUCCUAUUCUAUAAUAAUUGGUUUUACAUAUUAUGGCACACCCUUUAAAAACCCACCAGUUUAAAAAAAAAAUCCACUAGGUUGUAAGGAAAAAAAGUCUAGCAACGUAAUCCUAUGGUGAUAACCUCAUUCACCCUAUUAUUCCCAGCCUCAUUCUUCAGGUCUAUGUCUAUUUCUGAUAUGAGAAGGAUAUCACUUAUAGAUGCUGGUGUAGAAGAGUUUUUUCAAACAACUGUAUUUGUAGUAUACCCCUCAGUUAUGUAUUCAGGAUGUCUUAAUUAGCAUUUAGAACUCCAACUUGAAUUAAACUUUUUUGACUUACUGAGUCAAGUAAGUCGGUAAGACCAUUUACAGUCAGAUUUUGUUCUUUGUUUUUACAAUACCUUUGUAAUUUGCAGCCGUUACUAUGUAUGACCUAAUAACAUCACUGAGUAGAGCUCCAAAUCUUGGUAAAAAGAAAAAAACAAGAGACUUUACUAUUGUCCAGAAGUUAUUCUGCACCUGACUAAAGGUUUCCCGUUAUGGUAGAAAUCGCUAUUUACUUUUGGUUCCAGUCUUUUUUGGUUACCUUCCAAAAUCAAAACAUGUUUUACAAAGUAAGUUAAACUUCCUGAAUAGUCUAUAUCCCACCUGUCUCCUGUUGAUCUAUAAACUUACUGCCAGGUAUUUAUCAACUAGUCUUAGUUGAUAUAUUCACUGUAUCCUUCUGUUGCCACCAAAAUCUCCUUGCUUCAAAUGUGCAAGUUCUACUUGGUAGUAAUCUUAGGUGAACUCUGGCUAAUAAGUGACAUGUACUUGUAAAGGGUCAAAUCAAUAAAUAAGAUUUUUCAUUUUUUUAUGGCAGCUACAUCCACUACUUUAAAUAAGGAAUUUCAAAUAAGAAUGUUGACAGUGCUCACAGUGAACCAUUGGCAGAAGACUGAUCUGAGUAUGCUAGAUCAGUGUUUAGAAGCUGUUGUAUUGGUUAGGGAGCCCGAUAGGUCAUCCCUUCCUCUCUGACCCUCAAGACAGAUGCCAGGUUCAGAGGUUGAACAUUUCUUGGUGCUAGAGGGAGAAAUGGGGUCUCUGUGUUUACUCAGGAGCCCCAAAAGGCAGGGGUCACUUAUAGUUAUUACAAACAUAAAUAUCCUUCAACAUCCAAGAUGUUUAUGUACAGGGCUAUGAUAGGAAUUUAAGUGAUGGAGGGAGGUGGAGACCAAAAGUGCUGAUACCACCUCAUUAGAUGAUCAUUUUCUCCCCUUUGUACCAUCUACCAUCUCUUAGCAGUGUUUCCUUUGGUCUUUACCCUUCCAGGGUUGAGAGUAGCCUAAUUUUGCCUUGAAUCCAUUCAGUUUCUUAGAUUAAAAGUGUUCAUUGUUUUAUACGUGGUAGCAUGUUAGAACUUUUAUAUAUGGCUUUGCAUCUUCAUUUACCUUUUUACAGAGAAUACUGCCUGCACAUGAUUUAUGCUUAAAAUCUGAGAUAUCACCACAUUGAGGGCUGUGACUUCGAGAAGAGCUGAAGCCUUUACAACUAAAUAGGGAGUUUGGCAGGGAAGAUGACUUUUUUUUAAAAAAUUCAGAAUCCUAUUUAUAUACUGUUAAAAUUUGAAGUACUAUAGUUUAUGUUAAAAUUGAAUAUUUAGAUACUAUAUUUCAGUACUAGAAAUUUUUUGUAGCCACUAACAUGACAGAUUAAUAAAUAUGGUGAAAAUGAUUGUCAGUAAAUUAUCAUAUUGAAUUGUUUGUAGUGUUUCUGUAUUUGUCUUCACUUUGUGUAUAUAUACACACAUAUAUAAAACAUGUAAAUAACCUUAUGUUAUUCCUAAUCUCAAUUGCCACAAUAUCUUUAAUGUAUGUUGACACUGUAUUUGAAAUUACUUAAAAAAAAUAAACGAUGUAGACACAUUUUAA
Messenger RNA from Nyctereutes procyonoides (raccoon dog), 7927 nucleotides. RefSeq names its product Rho GTPase activating protein 42 (gene ARHGAP42). Bases 61 to 2685 code for a protein of 874 amino acids. Gene Ontology annotation, cellular component: cytoplasm. The transcript has 24 exons. Lineage: Eukaryota; Metazoa; Chordata; Mammalia; Carnivora; Canidae. Gene Ontology annotation, biological process: signal transduction. Gene Ontology annotation, molecular function: GTPase activator activity; protein binding. The record is from RefSeq and is a predicted model, not a curated record.